Penicillium angulare is the source of this 2196-nucleotide messenger RNA. Its product is annotated as Ty1/Copia family ribonuclease HI. Gene Ontology annotation, molecular function: nucleic acid binding. Bases 1 to 2196 code for a protein of 731 amino acids. The transcript has a single exon. Lineage: Eukaryota; Fungi; Ascomycota; Eurotiomycetes; Eurotiales; Aspergillaceae. The record is from RefSeq and is a predicted model, not a curated record.
AUGAAUCGUACCCGAAUCGUGCCCGAAGGGAUUCAGGAAUCCCGUGACAGCCAGCAGGAAGUUCAACAGGAUACUAUCCUAGUGGAAGAAGAAGAAGAAGACAUCACGAACCCACAACCACACAUACCUCAGGGGGUGACUGUACCGAUAACCCCAGAACCGGACGAGAGAAGCCACGAUCCUUUAAACGACACACUACCUGGUUCAUUUCCUACUGAAGCGCCACUAGAAGUACCGCUGAGUCCACCAGAAGAGCCGAUUACCUCUGAACUUAGCACUACGACUGCUCAGGGGGUGGACCAGCAGACAACUACUCAGACUAAAGAACAGGAUGUCUGCGAGGAUGAUGACCAGCCGACAGAGCCAGAUCUUCCAGAUCGUCCGGAAGAAGAACAACCUGAGUCGCUCUCGGACAGUGAACAACAGCUACAUGCUGAGCUCCACACACAAAGAAACGAUGGCGUCGAUACGACCAAUAUCAUCGAAGGACAUAGACAGCGAAGACCGAGGGUAGAUCCUGAUUAUUAUGCGUACACAACCUUACCUACUAUCGAAGACGAUCCACCAGAGCUUUUACGUACGUUCGCAGCAGCACUAUACACAGAGAAGCCGCUCCAACGUCAUCGAGAUGAUCUGCCCCCUCCGCCAGAUGGAUGGAAGAAUAUGAUAAAACACCCGAUAGCCGAAGGCUUCCUAGCCGCCUGCGCCAAAGAAAUAAGAUCCCUACAAGAGAAAUCGACGUUUACAGUGACCAAUCGGCCGAAAGACGUCUCGAAACAGGUCCUACCCCUCCGAUGGGUAUUCGCAUACAAGUUCGACCAAGAUGGCUAUCUUCAGAAGCUGAAAGCACGUAUCUGUGUACGAGGUGACCAGGAAAUGAUAACCCAUGAGGAUAAAAGGGCUGUGACACUUGCAGCGAGGGCAGCAAGAGUAAUAUUCGCCCUUGUUGCAGCAUUCAACCUGGAUUUACGACAGCGGGAUGCAGUUACUGCAUUCCUAAAUAGCACCUUGCCUACCGAGACCUAUACAAAGAUGCCAGAAGGUUUUGAACAGAUGGGAAUGUGCUGGAAACUUAAUCGUGCGCUAUAUGGGCUACGAAUAUCGCCAAAGUUGUGGCAACAGGAAGCAUCGAGAGUUCUUGUGAAACUUGGGCUUACACCGGUUCCCGAAGACCCAUGUGUCUUUACCACACGCGGUAUUAUCGUCUUCUUUUAUGUAGAUGACUUUAUUAUUGCCAGCCACCCGUCUGUGCGAGAGAAAGCCCGCCAGCUUGAGAAGAAUCUAGAGGCACAUUGGGAGCUUACAGAUCAUGGAGAAGCAGAGUGGUUCUUGAAUAUUCGGAUCGUACGCGAUCGGAAGCUGCAGAAGCUCUGGCUAUGCCAGGACGCCCAUAUCAGCAGUAUGGCUGCAAGAUAUCACCUGACUGAUCGCCCGCCUGUCUUUACACCUCUCCCCGUGGAAGAAAUGAUGCCAUUCGAUGGUACGGCAACAGCAGCUGAUAUUAAGCUAUAUCAAGGGAAAGUAGGUUCAAUCCAAUACCCUACAUCGAUAACCAGACCAGAUGCAGCGAAAGCAGCCGCAAAAUUAUCACAGUUCCUGCGGAACCCAGGCCCUCAGCACCACCGAGCAGUUGACAGAUUGAUCUGUUAUCUUUAUUCCACACGAUAUCUAGCACUGCAGUACGGCGAAAAGGGAGGCAUGGAAUCAGUUGAAAUCGCAAGUGACGCAUCCUUCGCAGAUAAUCAAGAUCGACGGAGCUCUGCAGGUUAUAUCUGCCAAGUUUAUGGUGGCCCAGUCGAUUGGAAGGCCACGAAGCAGCCUACUGUCACCACAUCCACCACUGAAGCUGAGCUUUUGGGUUUGUCAGACGCUGCACGCUCGCUACAGUGGUGGAAGCGAUUCCUCGGGCGUAUCUCAUUCGAACCAAGCCAGACGAUCACCCUGCGAUGUGAUAAUCAACAGACCGUCACAUUACUGAACUCCGAGCACGCCAAAAUCGAUACGAAACUUCGUCAUGUCGAUAUACACGGACACUGGCUGAGACAAGAGAUCAGAGAAGGAAGAAUCAAUAUCAAAUGGGUUCCAACUGCCAAGAUGGCGGCAGAUGGCCUUACGAAGAUCCUGCCACGCAAGAAACAUGAGGAGUUUGUUAGAACACUCCGUAUGGAGGAUAUAAAACACCUAAUCGAAGUGUAA